This is a messenger RNA of Colletotrichum higginsianum IMI 349063, 618 nucleotides long. RefSeq lists its product as uncharacterized. NCBI's taxonomy places the organism in Eukaryota, Fungi, Ascomycota, Sordariomycetes, Glomerellales, Glomerellaceae. The transcript is spliced from 3 exons. The record is from RefSeq and is a predicted model, not a curated record. The coding region runs from base 1 to 618 and encodes 205 amino acids.
AUGAAGUUCUUCAAUCUGAUUUCCUUCGUUGCACUGAUCCCCAGUGUUCUCUCGAUAAAUGGGUUUCCAGCCAUUUGCACUUGGGAUCCUCCCAUAUCCGUCGAGGCAGGCGCCUCGCUUUCCGCAAGGAUCGACAACCCCUGGGCCGGCUGCUGCACGGCAACCCUGCGGUUCGCAGAUUCCGAGUUCCUGCCCAUCAACUGGUCAUUUGACGCCAUCCAAUGCGCGGACUUUGAGCUUGCCCAGCUGUCUGUACUGGUGGACUUGCCUAAUGGCGACUCGCAGUGUGCGGGGCAGGCGGCAUUGACCUGCAGCCAUGUUGAGAUCACGAACGGGCGGGGUAACAUUGGCGCGGUCAGUCUCGAUCAGAGUGGCACUGUUGCCUUAACAGCAGCAACCACUGGUUUCCAGACCACCACCACUGAUGCGGCGGUGGCUGGUGCUCAUACGUUGACGGCGGCCGUCCUUCCAACCGGGCCCGCACAGACAGGACCGACUCCUGCGCCGGCUGCCGCAGCCACUACCCAACCCCUGGUAGCGCCUCCGUCCGCGCCCACCACAGUGGGCGCCCAGAACUCCGACGUCGGUGGCACAGCUGCGACAACGCCUACACUCUAA